CCAUUCCCUCAUCCUUUGACCAUGGAGCGCGAGGAGGAAGAGGACCCGUACAGGGCUAUCCAGUAUGGCGAUUUUGCGACGUACUUUCGGCACAAGAAGCAGAAGCUCCAGCUGCAGCAGGAGGAAAUCGCGGCGCAAGCGGGCCCUAACUUGUCCCAGAUAUUCGAAGGGAUUGUUGUCUAUGUCAACGGCUACACAGACCCGCCAAUUCAUGAAAUCAGGAAUAUGGUCGUUCAACGAGGUGGAGUGUUUCGGCAAUACUUAUCAAAGAGCACGACAACGCAUAUCAUCGCAUCCAAUCUUACACAGGCUAAGAUGAAAGAGUUCCGUAAAUACAAAGUCGCUAAACCAGAGUGGAUUACAGAAAGCGUCAAGGCCAAUAGGUUACUCUCCUGGCACAAUUUUAGUGCUCUUAGGGUGCCAAACUCACUUUCAACGUUCGGAAGUACAUCCCAGACAUCACCCUCCAAGACGUUCUUACAGUCGCAUGGCCAACCUUCAGAGCCAGUACAGAAUUUUCCGCCCUCGGAGUAUGGUGAGCUCAAUCAUCACAAAGCAGAGAUGACGAAAAGCGCGGAACCCAAGUCUCUAGAUAAACAUCAGGCAUGGCGACGGGACCAACCGACUCAAUUCAAUAGCGAUUCAGCAAAUUGGAAGCACACUAACGUCCAUGACGGGCAGGAUCCGAACAUGGCUUCUGAUGAUGGGGAACCGUCCGCUGGGAUCAUAAAGGAGGACGAGGAUUUUUUCUUUGACGAUUUAGAUUUUGGCCAGCUGGAACUGCAAUUGACGCCGCAAAACGAGAACCCUGAACUUGCCAGCGAUACACACACAAACAGCCGACGUGAACAGAAAUUUGAUCAGUCAAACCACCCUUCAACUGCUGGAUCCAUUGAACUUUUGACGAUCGACAUACCUCCCGCUCUGAAUCCGCACGCGCGUCUGGAUGCCGCAUUACUAGACUCUGCCAUCUCUGAAAAUUUUAAGGCCAUGGAAACGAGUUGCAAUGGGACCCUACAGGUCCCUGCUGCACCGGUCAACCGACAUCCUACGCUGAUUGAGCUCUCUGUACCGUGGAAUCGUCUCAACUCAUCCACUCAGCCUGGCUUCGUAGAAAAGUUCUAUCAGUCCUCGCGCCUUCACUAUCUUUCUACGUGGAAAUCAAAGCUGAGAGAUAUUACAGCAGAGUUCCAGAAGCACAAGACACCUCCUUCGUCUAAUGUCAAAAACAAGACAAUCAUGCACAUUGACUUUGAUUGCUUUUUCGCUUCUGUCGCCACGAGAGGCAAUCCCGAGCUUCAAAGCAAGCCCAUCGCUGUAGCACAUGGAUUUGGGGGCUCGACCUCCAACAGCGAGAUUGCUUCAUGCAACUAUAUUGCCCGCGAAUUCGGAGUCAAGAACGGCAUGCACUUGCUUAGCGCCAGAUCUCUUUGCCCCGACUUGUUAGUUGUACCCUAUGAGUUCCAAAAAUACGAGGACACCUCUAUUGAGUUUUACAAGAUCCUUUUGAGUUACGCGGAUGAGCUACAAGCAGUUUCUGUGGAUGAGGCACUGGUGGACGUGACAUCCAAAUGCACCUUGUCCUGGGGCCCGCAUGUCCAGCUUAGCAAGCACGGAGCGAGUUCGAUAAGGUUAGACCCUGAGACCUUUGCUGAGCGUGUUCGAAACGAGAUUUUCUCGGCGGCAGGCUGCCACGCCAGCGUUGGAAUCGGACCCAACAUUCUCCUUGCAAAACUGGCCACAAAGCGCGCCAAACCCCAUGGACAAUACAUUUGGCCAAGUGCUCCAGGAUCGGAUCGAACGCUUCGCGAGCUACAAGGCCCUGUGUUGCCAGCGAUGGAUUUAGACCUGGAUCUGCCCCUUAUAGCCUCGAGCAUCGAAGACGAUUUUCAGUCUCACACCCAGGAUUCUAUCCCACUAAAGAAAUCGAAGGCUCUCAAAGAGUUCAGCGUUAAGGAUCUUCCUGGAGUCGGAUACAAAAUUACGCAGGACUUGCAGGAGCGCUUUUCUGUGAGCACGUUGUACGGAUUGCAACAGAUUUCAAGGGAGGAAUUGCAAAGAAUUUGCGGGAUGAGGACUGGUGAGAUGCUUUAUAACUCUUGUCGCGGGAUUGACGAGACGACUCUUUCUUCGGACCGUGAGAAGGCUCGCCAAAGUGUCAGUGCCGAGAUCUCAUGGGGGGUAAGGUUCGAGAACCAGGAUCAAGUCGAUAUCUUUUUACGAGAUCUCGCGAAGGAAGUGAGCAAGCGUCUGAAAGAAAUUGACAGGAAGGCAAAAUCCGUGGUGGUCAAGGUUAUGAAAAGAAAAGAGUAUGUCGCGGGAACGUGGAAACAUCUGGGACAUGGUCCUGUCGACCAGUUUGCUAGAACAGGCCAGCUUCCCGUGUACACUGACGAUCCAGAGCUGAUUGCAAAAGAAGCCUGUAAUUUACUCCAAUACUUUAAGUUUAGUGUUCUAGAUCUAAGAGGGCUAGGAAUCCAAAUGCUAAAACUCAAUAACGACGUCGUAAGCACGGUCCCAAAGUCUGCGUUUGCGCCCCAAGACUCCAUGAACCAAACCACUCUGACCUCGGCCAUGUUUCAGCAAAAGCGCCGUGCUACUCUACCGGCUAGUAGCGUAAAUAUUCGAUUUCAGGAUCACGUAGAGGGUAGCACAGCCUCGUCGGCCACAGCCCCGUCAGUGCUUGCGACAGAGAACAAGAAAACAGAUCAAGACUCGACGAUGGAAAUUGAUAGAGACACUUUCAACGAGCUGCCGCCAGAGAUUCAAGCGGAGCUCUCGCGCCACCAUCGACUUGUGUUUCUCAAUGUUGGCCAGCCUUCAGGGUCGAACAAGCCUACAGACUCAGUGGGUCCUAUGUGUAAGGGUCAUGCUACACAUUAUGUCGAGAGCUUGCAGAAUAAUGAGACGCCUGCGACGUUGCGGACCAUGCCGUCUCGGUCACAGCUGGAUCCAGCGGAGCUCAUGGCCUUAUCAACAUCACUUAUACGAGGCACGCUCAAUGAGUACGCUGGAAAGCAGCAGGCCGACCAACGACAAUCUGAAAGCAGCCAUGCUACUAUUAGGAAUCAGUCUAUGAUGGAUAGCAUUCUCCCAUCACCUUCCAAGCUGGACAGAUCCGUGCUUCAAGCAUUGCCACCAGAGAUUCGCGCAGAAAUCGAGCAGGAAUAUACCCAUAUCAUUGAGAACCAUGAAUUGAUUCGGAAACUUGUGCGUACUAGCUCAAAUUAUGGCAAUGCUGUGCCUGGAAGGCCCUUAUUGCUUCAGUCUCCUCUCACCAAUUAUGCAGGAAGUAACCGAGGAGCCAGCAGAGGUGCGACUCGUGGAUUUGGUCGUGGAUUUGGUCGUGGACGAGGUCGUGGCAGGGGUCGUGGUAGAGGCCGCAGGAAGGACCAUGAAAGCGCAAGUCAUGGUGAUAGCGAAUCCAUCAUUGGAAGAGCAGACCAUUGUGAAUGGGAUGGAGAAGGUUCUGGGAGCGAGCAAUAUCGGGCCGCUGUUGAGCCUAACCAAACUCCUAACCUAGAUCCGGACUUUCUUGCAGCUUUACCUCCAGAUAUCCGGAUUGAAGUGGAAGCUGCACAUAGGUUGGAGGUAGCAAAGCACCGACAGAGGCAAGCAGAGCUCGCGGCGGAGGCGAGACGUAAAACUACGGCGAUGUCUGCAGGGAGUAGCAUGGAGGGCAGCGUUUUGAACUCAGAACGUGUUCUUCCAAAGCACCCUACCCUCAUGGGCCUUCGCGAGGUGGAUGAACUGCGAAAGAUGUUAGCAGAGUGGGUGCAGUCAACCUUGCUGGAAGGAAAUAGCACUGCUGAGGACAACCAAUCCUUGUCGGCUGACGCCGCUUUUGGUUCGAUUCUGUACGACGAAGGCCCAAACCCAGAAGAUGUGCGCUCAUUUUCGGACUUUAUUACGAGGGUGAUUUUCAUGGAAAGGGAUCUGGAGAGGGUACGCUUGCUGCUUCGGUAUCUUCGACGAAGGAUCCAAGUCAACGAGAGCAAGGCUGCACCUACACACCUAAAUCCUAAGCAUGUUCGAGUCCUCAUUACCUGGUCAGAUGCGUUUAGCAGAGUAGUCAGCGUUGCUCAGCGGCUGAUAGCAGAACUCUAUGGAGGGUCGUUUACCAUUGACUGAAUUCCACGCACUCUCAUUACAAAUAAAGUCAACCAUUACUGAG
This is a messenger RNA of Gamsiella multidivaricata, 4174 nucleotides long. RefSeq lists its product as uncharacterized. Bases 22 to 4131 code for a protein of 1369 amino acids. Gene Ontology annotation, cellular component: nucleus. The transcript is spliced from 10 exons. Gene Ontology annotation, molecular function: damaged DNA binding; deoxycytidyl transferase activity; DNA-directed DNA polymerase activity. Gene Ontology annotation, biological process: error-prone translesion synthesis; error-free translesion synthesis. Lineage: Eukaryota; Fungi; Mortierellomycota; Mortierellomycetes; Mortierellales; Mortierellaceae. The record is from RefSeq and is a predicted model, not a curated record.